UACUGUUUUUCCCCUUUUUAAUAACUGCAUUGCUGAUCCAUCCUUCAUGUUUCUCGUUACUGUUGAUCUUGAUCCCUUUUUGUUCUGUGCAUUUUUAUGCUCUUUUGAUUUUGAAGUUCGUCUUGGUUUUCGGGAUUGUUUCGAUGAAGAAGAACGUUUUUUAUGUUUUCUUUUCGGUUUUAUUUAGGUUUUCUACCAAUUUGGUUUGUGCCCUAGUUUCGAAAUUCUGUUGUUAAUCUGAUUUUUAUGGUUUUCGUAUUGGCUUCUUGUAUGUGCUUUUGAAUCUUGUGCUAGUUUAUCGAUCAUUUUGGGAAAUCUUUGACUGUUCGAUUUUUUCCACUCUUGCGAUUGAUUUGUGGUCAGGCGAAGACGCCCGAGUAAUUAGGGAAUUCUGCAGGAUUUUGAAUCUUCUAUGGAAUUAACAGAACUCUUUAUUUUAUGCUGCGUACUUCUUUUAUUAAAGUAUUAAUUACUUAUUUUAAAUUUGAUCAUUGUUCUUACUAUACUAAAACCAUUCUCCCGAUUACGUUACUUCGUUGUUUCCUGAUUUCCAUAAAAAUCUAUCUUUGUUCUGUUUGAUCAAAGUCCAACUCUGUUUCCGAACGUACUGCUACCAAUUAUGAUACUUCUUACUACAUUAGAUUUUUGUUGAAUGGAUAAUUUGGACCAAAAUAGGGUUUAUAUGUAAAGUUGAGGCUAUAGGAUGUUUGAAAAUGGAUAAUGAAACUUUAAUACUUUAUUUUUGAUUGUUUUGAGUAUGUAAUUCACUUCCCUUCGUUUUCAUCGUUCUUAUUGUUGUAAUAAGAUACAUUUGCUGCAUUAUUCAAAGAGGAUUGUAAUUGGUAUCCCUUUUUGGGUGUUACUUGAUGCAGCGAGAAGAUCCUAAAAAAUAAGCAAUAAUGGUCCUGGAUAAGGCGAUGGAAGAGUAGUUCUUGUAGAAAGAGAGAGAGAUAGAGAGCAUUUGAUGGCUAAUUCUGCUUCAGACUCCUACUUACAAGCUGUCUCAUUGGGCAAACAUAUGAGCAGUUCUCUGUUCAGUAUUCCUGGAUUCUUUGCCGGGUUUGGGUCGAGAGGUUUCGUAGACAGCGAUUCACUUAGAAGUCCUACGUCGCCUUUGGAUUUCAGGCUUUUUUCCAAUCUAAGCAACCCAUUUGGUUUUAAAUCCAUAUCAUCAGCUGAAUCUGAAAGUGGUCGUCAAAAUAAGUUUGUUUCUAGUGAGAUAGGUCUUGGCAUCAUAAAUUCUAUUGUUGUUGAUGACUGUGGACCGACCAGUGAAGCCCCCGAUUCGAACCCGAGGAAGAAUGUAAUAUUUGGUCCACAAAUCAAAACUAAAAUCUUUAAAUCGUCAACCCAUUAUAUCAAAUCUUUGGGUUCUUCUUGGAAAUCUUAUUCUUUGCCAAGCAAUUAUACAAUCUCGUCACUUUCCAAAACCAAAGUUCCAAGCUCCUCUGGAGCCAUAAAUGGUGACUCUGCCAAUGGAGAAUUUUCUGCUUUAGAAUCUGAACCCUUCGAACAUAAUGCUGGCAGCUUUUCCUCCUCUGGUAUUGUUGACUUGACUCAAACUUCUGAUCCAAGUGCUGAAUUUUUUCCUUUGAUUAACAAUGGCCCUCAAGGGGAAAAGUCAUUGCCCAUGAAAUCCUGUUCCUUGCCAAUAACCAUUGGAAACGAUUCACAUAUAGCCUCUCUUUCUGCUAGAGAGAUAGAACUUUCUGAAGACUAUACUUGCAUUAUUUCUCAUGGUCCAAACCCAAAGAUGACGCGCAUUUUUGGUGACUGUAUUUUGGAAUGUCAGACGGAUGAAAAUGUCGAUUCCGGUAGGACAGAUUCAGAAGAACCUGGGAUCAAAUCAUCUCCGUUGGGAAGUUGCUCAGAAGGUUUGAGCUAUGAAGCUGCUGGGAAUGCGAGUUUGCGAAUCUGUCACUCGUGCAGGAAAGUUUUGAAAGAAGAGCAUGAUAUUUAUCUAUGGAGGGAUGGCAAGGCUCUCUGCAGUUCUCAAUGCAGCUCUCAGGAGAUUUCCGCAGAAGAUAAAAUCGAGAAGGGUUCGGAAGAUGGCAGCGAUAGCUCUGCAGCGUCGAGCUACCAUGAAGAUCUCUUCAUCAUGGGUCUCCCUUUUGCUUUAUGACAAUGAGUUAUAGUUUCUUUUCGCACCCUCCCACAGACGUAUUCAGUGAGGCGAAACGACAGGAAGAGGAGGAUCAUCUGUUUAGCAAGAGCUGUCUGUGUAAAUCAAUGAGUCUGCAGCCAUGGAUGAUCGCAGAGCUUAGAGUUUUAAUUUAUUUUUUUUAUCCAUUUUGUGGUUUCAUGGUGUUGGCGAGUCCCGAGUAGAAAGAUGAGAGUUUUUGGUUGUUUAUUGAAGAUUUUGAUCCGACUUUGUUAAUCCUGGAGAUCAUUUUGGUGUUGUAUCUCAAAGGCUUUUUUGUUAAGUUGAAUAAAAGAUUGUUUUGAAGAGUUGUUUAA
Cucurbita pepo subsp. pepo (vegetable marrow) is the source of this 2457-nucleotide messenger RNA. The record is from RefSeq and is a predicted model, not a curated record. Lineage: Eukaryota; Viridiplantae; Streptophyta; Magnoliopsida; Cucurbitales; Cucurbitaceae.